AAGUUGGGAUAAUCACCAUAUGCCUUUCCUACGCAUGCUCCGUAUAUUUUAAGCUAAGCAUUGCUCUUUACAAUUUAAUAUUCCGCCAACAUGAAGUCGAUGGACGCGGGUUUUAAAUGUAAAACGUAACUUUUUUUAUUUUCACACCCAAUAAUCAAAUGUAUUAACGCUUAAAUACGCGAUUUAUGAAGUUUAUCCGCUUCCAUAUUAUCAAUAAGUUCUACUUUCGUUAAGACUGAGUUUGGCCACACCUAGAUCCUGUCCUAUUUUCACAAAAAAAGAGAAGGCUUUUCUUCUUGUGCAUUUGUUUGCGUGCCGGUGAGUACCCGGCUGUGUAACUUGAUAGGAGUCCUAGCGAAGCAAUAAGGGAAUGUUGGGCAGCUAUGGAGCGGAAUGCAAUCCAGUGGUUGGGCGCCCCCUGCUGCCUGCGCGGGUCCUUCGCCUUCUACAAGUCCUUCUGCUGUCGGCGGGAGGAGGAGCGUCCGGCGGCGGUCUGGAAGCUGGGCGAGUUCUACUUCCUGCGCUGCGGCCCCCAGGAGCCCGUGUGCGUCGCUGAGCUGGCCCUGCUGUGGGAGGACCGCGCACAGCGCCACCUGCUGGCCAGCUCCAGGCUCUACUUCCUCCCGGAGGACACCCCCAAGGGCCGGACAGGGGAGCACGGAGAGGACGAAGUUCUGGCGGUGUCGAAGAAGAUGGUGAUCCGGGUGGAGGACCUGGUGAACUGGACCUGCCCGGAACCUUCCGGAUGGAAGAGAAGUGGGCGGAAGGUCAAAGGCUCGGACGGCUGUAACGGAACCUCACCGGCCGCGACCUCUGACCCUGGCGAGCCGAAGGCGGAGCCUGAGCUUGAGCGUGAAGGUGGGGUACCUGUGGAGCAGCAGCGGGUGAGGGUGCUGAGCUACCUGCAGUACUGUCGCUUCCGUUCCCUUCAGCGACGCAUACAGGACCCCCCCAGCUCCCCUGGCCCCCCCGGCCCCCCUGGCCCACAGGACCCCCACCUGCUGGCCCUGGGGGGCAUUCGGACGGCGCACCACAACACCCUGGUGCUGUACUGCCGGGACACCUUUAACCACCCCACCCUGGACAGCAGCGCCCGCGUGUGGACCCAGCUGGGAUGCACCUCUCUCAGCCUGAAGGGAAGGCCUCGCAAGAGGAGGGGCAGAGACGGGAAGGGGAUGGAGAGACCGCCCCUCAACCAAUCAGAGUCCUGGAUUGAGAAGAUGAAGGAGAACGUGAUGGGCAGUGUGGAGGUGCCGUGGGAGGGGGGCUGGCUCCCCCACCCUGAAGAGCAGCCCUUCCUGGACCAGCUCUUCGCCUUCAUGGAGCACCGCGGCUCCCCCAUCAGCAAGGUCCCCAACCUGGGCUUCAAAAAGAUCGAUCUUUUCCUUCUCUUCUCCGUGGUGAAGCGGCUGGGAGGUUAUGAAAGGUUAAUCCUCCUCGCUUGCAGGCUGAUCCUGGCUUAUGAGCAGCAUCUGAUGGGUGGAGGGGAGGAGCUUUCCAAACCUCAGCUGUCUGCGGCGGCCAAUAGGAGCAAGGAGCUGCAGAAGGGGAAAGGAGCAGAGGUCAAUCAGAAGGAGAAGACGAGCAGCCCCAAUGGGCCCACCAGCCCGGCGGUCCCGGUGAGGAAGCGGGGCAGGCCCCCGAGCCGGCGCAACUCCAAAGCCGCGGCAAAAGCGUCCAGUACAGAGGCCACGCCUCCGCAGAGCACACCCGCCACCCGCCAGGAGGGGUCGCUCUUCCAGGAACUCAACUUCAGCAACCUCCAAAACGGGCUGGCGUCCGCGGCCCCCGAGGACCCCCGGCUGGCCCAGCCUCUCGCCCCGUCCCCGCCGCUCCCCCCCCAGCCCAAAGCGGAGCCGGGGGUGAAGGUGGAGGACGUGGCGGCCCUGUCCCCGGCCUCUCUGUCGGCCCUCACCAGACUGCACAUGAGCGGGCCCCCAGGGGCCUUCAGCCUGCCCAAGGGCCUGUGCCCGCUGGACCUGUUCCGGUCCCGCCUGGGGCUGGGGGGCGUGGAGGGGCCUGACCCCCCGACCCCCCAGCACCCCUCCGUCCUCCUGUACCAGCCCAAAACCGCGGCCCCCGAGGGCCCGAGGCUCUCUCUGUUCCCGGGGGGGAGGGGGGACGAGCGGGGGCAGAAGGAGGCGGGGGAGGGGCGGGGCCGGCCCCCCAUGCCGCCGCUGCGGAUCCUCCCAUUGGACAUCGACUGCAGCCUGCAGGUGCGGCAGCUCAUGCGCACGCGGCUCGGCUCCUCCCAGCUCAACUCCUUCGCCAAGAAGCUGACGGAGGUGCUGGCGCAGGACCUGGGCCGGGCGCCGCACCCCGCCCCCCCCGCGCCGGCCAAUCAGGAGCAGGCGCUGCCGCUCAACCUCAGCAAGCGCUGCGGCGCCAAGCGGCCGGCCGAGGACGAGGGCGGGGCCGGCGGCUGGCAGGACGGGGGCUCCCCGCUCGCGGCCAAGCGGGCGCGGGCGGAGUGGGACGGCUCGACCCCCCCGGGGGGGCUCCUCAAACACAGCGCCUGCGGGACGCUCCUCCUGGAGGAGCAGGAGGAGCAGGAGGAGCCGGCGGACCUGAGCUGCCCGCGGCGAGCCCGCGCCUCCCUGCGGGAGCAGAGCGCUCGGGGGGCGGGGUCUCCCUGUCCGUCUGGACCUGCCGGGCUGGGGCUGCAGCCGCCAUUGGCCAACGGGGCUGAUGGAGGCGGAGCUUGGGACAGCUGCUCUGACACUGGAGCAGACUGCAGAGGGGCGGAGUAACAGGAGCAUGAAAGACACACACACACACACACACACACACACACACACACACCAACACACAGUCACCUCCUUAGACACACACGCAGUCACACACACACACACAAACUCUGUCUGCAUUCAUAUUUGCAUCCAUUUUAGCAAUAUUGCCAUAUUAUGAGUCAGUGCUGAAAAACCGUUAACUUUACUGUACAUAGGUUGUCCAGCUUUCAUACUUGAUUUAAUUUAGAUUGUUUAAAUAUUUAAUUCUUAAGACAUAUCCUGCAAUAGUUAAUCUAUUUUUUAAAUCCAUUUUCCCAAUUGUGUACUGUUCUGAGAGUCUGAAUUGACACUGAAUUGACUGUACAUACCUGUCUAUACAUGUAGUGUGUCCUAAUUUAGAGAAACUCAAGGGACAGUUUGUUCUUUAAGAAUACAGAUUAACUGCAUUAAGAUGUCAUCCAGAUUUUCAGUUAUGCAAUUGUAUCGUCUGUCUGCUCUACUGAGUAUGUAAACUCGAGAUGACCCAGCUUUACCUGCUGUAACGAUGUGUUGUUAUAAUAUGAGCAGUUUUAAAUUUGAUAUCUCUGAAGUAUCUUUCAGGAAAUAAUACCUGUGCAAGCAGUUAGAUGUCACUUAAAGGUAUAUUUAUGUAAUUUUAAAUUUUUUCUCGAAUCCGUUUCAUCCUAUCAUAACACAAAAUGACAGCUUUUUAGCUGCUAAAAAUCUCACCAGCAUAUAGUUCUUGUUUUUAAGCAUUGGUUAGCUACGGCAUUGCCUCUCAACUCUUCUUUUUAACGUCUAUCCCAGGGGUGCCCGGUCUUACCAGAAGAGGGCUGGUGUGAGUUUUUACACUAAAACACCCGAUUCAUCAAAAUAGCAGUCAAGCCUUCGACAGGCAGAGUCAGGCCCCUCUGUGCUGGGCUAAAGCGAGAACCUGCCCCCCCACCGCCCCUUUUCAGGAGAGACCGACACCCCCGCGCCCUGCAGUUAAUGAUCCUGCUGCUAGCAUGCUAGCUGGUUAAAUAUUAGACUGCGCAGUGGUUUCAGCUGCCGGUUCUGCAGUAGGUAUGCUGUGCUCAGGACACUGGAAUCCCACCUUCGUCCUUCAGCGCCAUUACUUUCCCCUGAUAACCUGUGACAGGGGCUUCUUUAGAAAAACGAGCACACAGCCGUUCUCACGCCAUUCCUGAAUAAAUCGCAGGUUUGCGGGGCAUAACCGACCAGUGAAAGGCAGGUGGAGGCUGAGAUUCUCUCCGUCUUCAGCUGUUAACUGUUUUUGUUUUUUGAUAAGCAGUGAAUAAUGGCAAAGUAGAACUUUGGAUUCUAAUCUCUCAGUGUACCAAAAAAGGUGUAGUGUACCUUUAAGAAGAAAAAGUGUUGCGCUCUUCUCUCCUAUUGGUCCAGAAUGCUGGAUGUGCGUCUACUGUAUCCAUUCUACUUCGCCUUUUUCACCAGUGGGUUUCCAUGGUAUUUAAAAACGAUAUAUUUUAAGGAUGCCAAAUUUUCAAAUUAACCCGCCUGCUCGCUUUUGAUAAUCCAUAUUGAAAUGACACUAAUCUAAACAGUCAUGAAACAAAACAGACUUUGACGUUUGUGGGGUGUGAGUUGUCAAAAUGUAUUUUUUUGUUUUUUUUUGGAAGUUCUGUUCUGACACCUGACCUUUGACCUCACUCAUGAGGUGCUGGAGGUCGAGUCUCACCGGAAGUGAGCGGUGUUCUGUGGGCUAUUUUGGGUCCUUUAGCAUGAUAUUGCAUAAUGACCAUCAGCAUAUCACUGCACACACAUGGUCAGUAUGAGCUGUUUACAUCUUUAAAUAUAUAUAUAAAAACACACCAUUUGAGCACACAGUCCUGGUGACCUGCUUUUUGAUCAUCCUCUGUAAUAUGUUUGUGUUUUUUCCACAGUUUGAUAGAAAUAUUUUAAUAAGUACUGCAGCUGUUUUUUUUAUAACUGAUGUGUUUUGUGUCAUCUUAGUAUUGCGGUCCGAGAUUCCCGUCCCGGCGUGUAAAGGUGCAGAUUUUAAAUGUCUCUUGUCUCGUCUGGGCUGUUCUUUUUUUGGUAAUUUCCUGUUCAGUGAACAUUUUCAAUAUUUAAGCCUUAUUUAAUAUUCUUUUUGUAGCCUUUAAAUGUUUAAAAUCAUAAUUUAAGGUUGUUUACAUUCAGUUAUGCAUGUUGAUAAAAAUAUGUAAUGUAUUUUUAAAGUGCGUUUCAUGCCAUGAGCUGACCACACUAUCUGACUGGUACUGGUCCAAACCUUUCCCUCCCAGUGUACUCUGUACCCCGCAGAAUGGUUCUGCUCGUGGGACCAAACAUCAAUAGUCUGUCAAAGCGGUUUUUUUUUUUUUUUACUGAAAAAAAUAGUUGUCAUUUUACAGAACUGUUUGCCUGGGGGACUUUAAAAGAUUGCUUGCAAUGAAAUGUCGAAAAGAAAUCACACUUAUGCUGUCCUAGAUUUGACAGUGAUUUAUUAACAAGUAACAAAACAAUCAGAAUAUAUAUGAACAAGUUAUGGUGUAAUUAAGGGGUUUCUUCCCUGUCUUUUCCCCCCAGUACUUGAAAAGCUGCCGUUCGGGUGCAGAUCAUGGCAUUUUGUGGCUUCUCUGUAAACCUGUGUAUCGAUGGGCUCACACUGCUGACCCACAUUCCUGUAUCGAUGGGCUGUGAGCCGCAUGCCUCUCUGGUCCUGUGUACGAGCCUCCAUAGCUGAAGCAUUAUGUAACUCCGCCAUGCACAGCUCUUUGUAUCCAGGAAUCUGUGAUGAAACGUUGAAAGAUGGUCAUUUAACCAUGUGUAUUAACACUGUAUAUUUAUAUUAAAAUUUUAUCUCCUGCA
Anguilla rostrata (American eel) is the source of this 5561-nucleotide messenger RNA. RefSeq lists its product as uncharacterized. Bases 384 to 2750 code for a protein of 788 amino acids. The record is from RefSeq and is a predicted model, not a curated record. Lineage: Eukaryota; Metazoa; Chordata; Actinopteri; Anguilliformes; Anguillidae. Gene Ontology annotation, biological process: regulation of transcription by RNA polymerase II. Gene Ontology annotation, molecular function: transcription cis-regulatory region binding. Gene Ontology annotation, cellular component: nucleus. The transcript is spliced from 9 exons.